AAGUUCUCUCUCUCUCUCUCUCUCUCUCUCUCUCUCUCUCAGUGCAGAAAAAUGGCAAAGGCUAGUAUUUCAGUAGAUCAGUUAUCAGUAGAUCAGUUCAGUUGUCCAGUGUGUCUGGAUCUCCUGAAGGUUCCUGUACUGUAACUACUCCCUGUGGACACAGUUACUGUGAGGUGUGUAUUAAUGGCUACUGGGAUCAGGAGGAUUUGAAGGGCAUCUACAGCUGCCCCCAGUGUCAAGAAACUUUCACUCCAAGGCCUGUUCUACACAGGAACAACAUGCUGGCUGAAGUGGUGGAGAAACUGAAGAAGACUGCACUUCAAGCUGCUUCUCCUGCUCACUGUUACACUGGACCUGGAGAUGUGGAGUGUGAUUCCUGCACUGCGAGAAAGCGCAAAGCCAUCAAGUCCUGUCUGAAUGAGCUAAAGGAGGAGCAGAUGAAAUCCCAGCAGAGGAUCCAGGAGAAGCAGAAGGAGGUGCAGGAGCUGAAACAGACUGUGGACACUAUUAAGCGUUCUGAGAUCUGACAGAAAAUGCGUGCGGGCCCUUUAAGAAGAUGGCGGACGGCGGGAUUGUGAGCUGGAGGGGGGAACGCGUUUCAGGGGGAAGCAUUAAACCCAGCGGCUGCAGCCUCAGCAGUUCGCUCAGAAUGAAGAGGCCCAAUGCAGCAAGGCUUCAAUAAGCCAGUGUGUUGCUGCCCAAAGCUGAGGCUCUCCAGUCGGUUUAAAGGGUCAGUAAGCAUCCUCCGGCUCAUCCGCGGGCUCUCCCGGAUUUAAGGCAUCACUCCUGCACCGACUGAGAGCCUGCAGCCACUGGAGGAGAAAGGAGACUCGGAAGGUACCCUGGAGCCGGUCAACACCUGAGAAACACACACAGGUUAAACUAAAGGGGAGUCUGUAAGGAGGACGAGGCUUCCUGGCUGCCUGAUUCACUUCUCCAGCCCUGUAUCCCAUCUGCGCUGGAUUUAUUUAUUCAUCGAGGGGGGGAGGAGGCUGAUAGACCUCGGAGCAUGAAGCCGAGCUGCUGAGACGGCGCUCACACACACUCCGCUUACCCGGCUGGAUGUGUGUGUCCCUUGCCGGAGUCCAGAGCCGAAAACACCACGGCGGCCUCCCGGAGCCCAGCGGAGAUGCCCACCGAGACGCUGCCGCCAGAUAGCAAGGCAUUGGGUGCCGGUGGCGCCGUGGCAUCGGCCGUACCCCUCAGAAUCCUAAACAAAGGUCCUGAAUACUUCAGACGAGCAGCCGAGCCCAACCCAAAGCGCCUGAGUGCUGUGGAGCGACUUGAAGCUGACAAAGCAAAGUAUGUAAAGAGCCAGGAAGUGAUCAAUGCAAAGCAGGAACCGGUGAAGCCGCAGGUGCUCGCAAAACGGAGCCCAGGGGUGAGUUCGGUUCUCAAAGCCUCGAAUAAUAACGCCAAGUCGGACACCUGCGCCAGCACAAAGCGUGAAAAUCUCAACCUGGAGAUCCUGAAAAACCUGCUCAACAGUUCAUCUUCAGCAGAAGGACCUGCUAAAAGCUCAGUGGCCAGGAGUUGGGCGCCAGAAUCCGGGCAUCGCUCCUUUCCUGAGUCCCUAAAUGUCCCAGCUGCAGCAUUUCAGGGCCGGAAAAGUCCCCAGAACCUGAACCUAAGUCGUGGACUUAUGGAGAACCACGGGGGGGCUGAGGGUGAUCGUUUACCACUCCAUGCCUCUCAGAGCUCCUCAGACAUCCGGCGGCUGUGUAACGGGAAGCCGUUCCGUUCGGGGCGCAGCAGCAGCAGCAGCUCGGCUCCUCCGCUGCCCCCAAAACCGAGUGCGAAGGCUUUAGGAAUCUCCGACAACACAAAAUGUCCAGCUGAAACAGAACUAGAAGUUCGCCGGCCCUCACUGCAUCGCUCCAAAUCGGACUUGAGCGACCGCCUGGCUCGGUCCGGUGCAGACGCGGAGAGGUUCUUCAACUACUGCGGCCUGGAACCGGACGAGCUCGAUGGUUUCGUUGAAGGCUUUGGACGUGCCAGCUCUGAUAUCGUAUCACUGAACUUCCGUAGCGCCAGCAUGAUCAGCUCGGACUGCGGCCGCUCGCGACACACCGACGACAACGAUGACCUUUCCAACGAAGACGAGGAUGAGGAGGAGCGCGUGCCCUACGGGAUCUCUGCUGUUGAGCGCAACGCUCGCGUCAUCAAGUGGCUCUACAGCAUCAGACAGGCGCGAGAAUCGCAGAAAGUCUCGCACGUUUGAGGUUCCAGGCUCUCACGUGUCUCAUUCCUGACUCAGUAUUUCAACAAUCAAGAGCGCUGUCUUGAAGGAUUAACUGAUGAAACAAAGCCGUUGGUUUUUUUUUUUUCCUUUAUAGGUUUACAGCUUUUCUUUCUUUCUUUUUUAGUCGCUUCCAUGUCUUCAGAUUCUGCAUGACCUCUUCAUACAAAUCACAGAUACCCCACGGCAUGCCAUGUGUCCGUUAAAAGGUGGCCAUUUUCCCAAAUGGCUCCAGCUCCGAGUGGGUUUAUCGUUCUGUUCUUUCUGCCUCUGUACGUCAGCUAGCCGUGUCUCCGAUCGUUGUUUUCUGUCUGUUUGGUCGCACUGAGCCAGGAAGCCAUAUGGGAAUGAAUGCAGAGCAUCAGUGUCUUUUUUAGAUGUCUUUCCUUUUUUUUUAGUUUUCUCUCUUUCCUUUUUUAAACCUGUGUGUGUGUGUGAAUCAGUGUUGCCGAAGCAUGUCGUCUGAUCCUGAAAAUAACUUCUUUUCAAAAGUAUUGGCUUCCAUCAGGAGUGUUACGCACCGCAUCGUGGAGUUACUUCUCGGUUAGUCUUCAAUAAAGUUCUUGUCCUGAUGGUACUACUUGUUUUGUUCAGUGUAAAUUCUGUAAGAAAUAUGUAUAUAAUUUUGAAUUCCUUCAAAUCAAAACAAAAACAGAGGGGAAAAAAAGCCCUGGUGUUGUGUGAUGAAGAUCCUGCUAUGCUGUUCCAUCCCGUAGCUCUCGCGCUGGUCUUUCCCUCGGGUUAUUUUGGGUUCGCAUCACCAGUCUGUGUCCAUGAUCGACUCUGUACAUCACUGUUCUUAUAAUGACAUUAAAUGUAAGUUUUAUUCCACCUGGAGUUGUUCCUGAAA
Neoarius graeffei (lesser salmon catfish) is the source of this 3089-nucleotide messenger RNA. It is a transcript of the gene fam110b, whose product is annotated as family with sequence similarity 110 member B. The record is from RefSeq and is a predicted model, not a curated record. The transcript has 6 exons. Lineage: Eukaryota; Metazoa; Chordata; Actinopteri; Siluriformes; Ariidae. Bases 1130 to 2221 code for a protein of 363 amino acids.